AUGGCCAAGCAACGCAACGAGCAGCUGCACAAGAAACUGGAGGAGCUGGAAGCUAUCAAGAGAGAGAUGACCGUGCAGCUGGACCGCUUCCGCCUCAACGAACAAUAUCCUUCUCUUCCUAUCUAUUUGUUGCAGUAG
This is a messenger RNA of Phytophthora infestans T30-4, 138 nucleotides long. RefSeq lists its product as uncharacterized. Lineage: Eukaryota; Oomycota; Peronosporomycetes; Peronosporales; Peronosporaceae. Bases 1 to 138 code for a protein of 45 amino acids. The record is from RefSeq and is a predicted model, not a curated record. The transcript has a single exon.